Messenger RNA from Nilaparvata lugens (brown planthopper), 1672 nucleotides. It is a transcript of the gene Rh50, whose product is annotated as ammonium transporter Rh type B-like. Gene Ontology annotation, cellular component: plasma membrane. The record is from RefSeq and is a predicted model, not a curated record. Lineage: Eukaryota; Metazoa; Arthropoda; Insecta; Hemiptera; Delphacidae. The transcript has 9 exons. Gene Ontology annotation, molecular function: ammonium channel activity. The coding region runs from base 210 to 1538 and encodes 442 amino acids. Gene Ontology annotation, biological process: ammonium homeostasis; ammonium transmembrane transport.
UUUGAUUCAAAGACAGGAAGGGUGAGAGAGUGAGUGUGAGAGAGAGAAGGCCAACCCAAUUUACUCAUCAUGGUGACCACUGGACUCGAAUCCUAAUUUAGUCAGUGGUUAUCUGGUUGUCAGUGUUGAUGUUGUCAGUGACUCGUUGACAGAUAUUUAUUGAGUGUCAUCUGGAAAAUAGUGUGCCAGUGAUAUCUUCCAAACAAAGGAUGGAGGGCAUACGACUGUCCAUGAGUAUUCUGCUGGGAAUCCAGGUGUUGCUUAUAAUCCUGGGAGCUUGUUUUCUGCGCUAUGGCAAGGACGCUGAUGCCAAAGUUCUGGUUGAUAAGGACACUGAAUCUGUCAAGAACAAAUAUCCAAUGUUUCAGGAUGUGCACGUGAUGAUAUUCAUUGGUUUCGGUUUUCUGAUGACUUUCCUCAAGCGAUAUGGCUUCAGUUCGCUGGGAUUCUCGUUUCUGCUGACGUCAGUGGUUGUGCAGUGGGCGAUUUUCUGCCGCGGCAUCUUCCAUCUCGAAGAAGACGACAAAAUUCACCUGAAUAUGCUCAGUUUGGUGAAUGCAGAUAUAGCAGCAGCUUCAGUGCUGAUAUCAAUGGGAGCUGUUCUUGGGAGGACAACCCCCAUCCAACUGGUCAUCAUGGGAUUGGUUGAGACUCUGCUCUUCUCUGUCAACGAGCACAUACUUAUCGAGUAUUUCAAGAUUGCAGACAUGGGAGGUUCGUUAAUAGUGCAUGUUUUUGGAGCCUACUUUGGCCUAGCUGUCAGUCUGGUGCUGAAGCCUCCUAAGGGAAAUGGUCCAGAGUCAUCAUCCUACACUUCUGAUCUGUUUGCCAUGAUUGGAACACUGUUCCUGUGGGUGUUCUGGCCCAGCUUCAAUGGAGCCCUGGCCGAAGGUGACAACCAACUGAGAGCUGUACUCAACACUUACCUGGCUUUGGCCGCUUGCUGUGUCACUGCCUACAGUGUAUCAACCAUUCUAUCUGAGCACAAGAAAUUCGACAUGGUUCACAUUCAGAACGCAACGCUGGCUGGCGGGGUGGCGGUAGGAGCUGCAGCGGACCUCAUGCUGCACCCUUAUGGAGCGCUGCUUGUCGGAGCCACAGCCGGAGUUAUAUCUGUCGCAGGAUACAGAUAUUUGCAGCCGAUUUUACUGGAGAAAAUCAAGUUGCACGACACUUGUGGCGUUCAUAAUCUGCAUGGACUUCCAGGACUGUUUGCUGGGUUUGUGGCUGCGCUCGUGUCAUAUCAGGCGUCAGAAAGCGAAUAUGGCAUGUUCCUCUACUCAAUAUUCCCUGCCAGAGCGCCGUUGCGAGAUAGUCCCGAAUUCCAGAGUUUGGUGAGCAAAAUCGACGUGGACCCGGGGACUAACAGGACGGCCUUCAACCAGGCUUGCUUCCAGAUUGUCGCCAUUCCAUGCACUCUGGCCUUCUCAAUCAUCGGUGGCGUUAUAACAGUCGGUACCUAUUUACCUAUUACCUAUUACCUAUUUACCUAUUUAUUUACCUAUUUGAAAAUAUUCAUACACAUAAAAUUCAAUUAAAAAUAUCUACAACUUUCUGUGGUGUGAUAGAACAGAAUUCAAGUUUCAAGAUUCAAGAUUCUUUAUUGCCAAAACAUCUUUACAUUGUAUGAGCACGUCAAAAAAUAAUAACAAUAGGCCCUAAUAUAAAACUU